AUGCAGGGUAAUGAGUUAAAAAAUAUAUACACUCAAUUACUAAGUGACUUAGUAGUAUUGGACCCGAAAAAUUGGCCAGAUCAAUUUGAUAUACAAUAUGGUGAUUCGGCAAUUAGAAGAUUAGCUAAUGUGUUUCAAGUUGAUGCAAGAUCUGCGAUAAAUGGAUUUCGAGAAUUUAAAGAUCUUGGAGAUAAAGAAAAUUCCGGUGAUUCAAAUGACUCAUUUCUUAAUUCGCCAAUAUUAAUAGGUGAAGAAAUUGAAACUUAUGUUAAUUCUAUUACAAUAAAAUCAAGUGAAAUAAUUCAGGAUAUUUCAUCCAAUAUUCAUAAAUCUACAUCUUCUUCGACUAGUUUUGAAACUUUUUUUCAACUUAUAAAUUGUAACGAUCCACCUUCUUGGCCCCCAAUUACGGAUAGCGUUCGAGUUUACCUUGUAAUGCAAGAACUUGAUCAAGGCAAAGAUGCUGAUUUUAGUAAAUCUGUGUCAGACGGUGGUCGUCGAUUUUCUCCUUAUUGGUUUAAAAAAACUUUACCAAACAAUGAAGUUAUAGACAGAAAUUGGUUGAUUUAUUCUAAAAAUAGUAAAGCAGUAUUCUGUUUUCCAUGUUGUUUAUUUAAAUCAAAUACCUUAAAAACUGCAAGUAUUGCAUGUAUAAACGAGGGUUUUUCGGAUUGGAAAAAUAUUAAUCGUAUUUUAGAUCACGAGAAAUCGGCUGAUCAUAAAAAUCAUUUCUUACAAUGGAAAUCUCUUGAAAAUAGGUUAAAAAACUCUCAAUGCAUUGACGAUGAGAUGAAUUAUAAAAAGCGAUUUUUCUAG
Molecule: messenger RNA, 816 nt
Organism: Aphis gossypii (cotton aphid)
Lineage: Eukaryota; Metazoa; Arthropoda; Insecta; Hemiptera; Aphididae
Product: zinc finger MYM-type protein 5-like
Exons: 2
Coding region: 1-816 (271 amino acids)
Source: RefSeq, a predicted model, not a curated record